This is a messenger RNA of Nematolebias whitei (Rio pearlfish), 1224 nucleotides long. RefSeq names its product serine/arginine-rich splicing factor 10. The coding region runs from base 96 to 815 and encodes 239 amino acids. NCBI's taxonomy places the organism in Eukaryota, Metazoa, Chordata, Actinopteri, Cyprinodontiformes, Rivulidae. The record is from RefSeq and is a predicted model, not a curated record. The transcript has 6 exons. Gene Ontology annotation, molecular function: RNA binding.
UUGCAUUUUUUCCUUCGCUUCGUUUCCGACCGAAACAGUUUUGCGUGUGUUUUUUUUACUUUUUUCCGAAUUAUUGUGAGCGUUUGAGCGGAUACAUGAGGCCUCAGAACACGUCUUUGUUUGUCAGGAACAUCUCUGAUGAGUCCAGGCCUGAGGAUUUGCGGCGUGAAUUUGGCCGCUAUGGUCCGAUAGUAGAUGUCUACAUCCCACUUGACUUCUAUACACGUCAACCAAGAGGAUUUGCAUACAUUCAGUUUGAAGAUGUUCGUGACGCGGAAGACGCGCUCCACAGCCUGGACAGGAAGUGGGUUUGUGGCCGGCAGAUCGAGAUCCAGUUCGCCCAGGGGGACAGAAAGACUCCGAACCAGAUGAAGUCGAAGGAGCGGGAUUCUCCGGGCCGGUCGUCUCGAUACGACGACUACUACGACUGGCGGAGACGCUCCCGCAGCCGCAGCAACGACCGGUACCGCUCCCGCAGCCCGUCCUACGACCGACGGCGCCGACGCUCCGGGAGUCCCCGGGAAUCUCGUGGACGAGCGUACGGAGGAGGAGGAGGAGGAGGAGGAGGAGGAAGGAGAAGCAGGAGCCGCGAGGACAACAGGUACAGGCAGAGGCCUCACAGAGAGUCCAGAAGGAGGUCCAGGUCUCACUCCAGAUCCGCGACCCCACAGGAGAAACUGGACCCGUCCGUGGCCCACUACACCGAGGAAGAACCGCGGCGGGCCCAGACCCCCUCCCACUCCAAGUCCAGGUCCAUGUCCAGAUCCCGCUCUCGUUCUCGCUCCUGGGCCGGGCGGAAGUCCCGAGGCCGUUAAGAAGACACAACCCCCCUCCCCCCCAUCAGACGGGCCCGUUUGACCCGGGUGUGGCUCCGUCUGCAGAACACGGCUGCUUGUUCUGAUUUUUAUAAAGUUUCCCUCCAGUCAGAAUCUGAAGUCGCUCUGAACGGGCUCAGAUGUUUUUAGUUCUCGAUCCAGUAUUUGAACAGCUGCCCAGAUGUUGGUCUUCAGGAGUCCUUUAGGUUCCGAUUCCUCCUGAAGUCCGGUUCAGAUGAACUCUCGUGUAGUUCAUCAGUUGAGUGUUAAUGUAAACAUAUUUCUGUCGGUUUUUAUUUGUGAGGUGACUCCAGGCGGCGGUUCUGAGGAGGAUCGGGUCGUUUCUGUUCCUGCAUGUUUUCUCUUCAGGAGGAUCGUUUCUGUUUUCGUUAAUAAAUCUGAAACUGAA